This is a messenger RNA of Fusarium mangiferae, 3951 nucleotides long. RefSeq lists its product as uncharacterized. The record is from RefSeq and is a predicted model, not a curated record. The transcript has 4 exons. NCBI's taxonomy places the organism in Eukaryota, Fungi, Ascomycota, Sordariomycetes, Hypocreales, Nectriaceae. Bases 1 to 3951 code for a protein of 1316 amino acids.
AUGGAGAGCUUCAUUCGAGAUACCGGAAUCUCUAUCGUUUAUGAACCUGAAGACAGCGCUCCAGUUGUAGACAUCCUGUUCGUACACGGCCUCGGUGGUCAUCCUCGGAAGACAUGGACUAGUUCCAAAAAGGCCCCCGGGAUACAAGAGCCGUUAACAACCUCUGAGCCAUCGAGGAAGAGUUCUCGGAGGAGUGUCCUCGGUCGCGCUCUGGAUCGCCUCCAUCGAACAUCUCGGAACACGGCAACAGAACCUAGGCCUGACGCAUUGCACGACGAUGCCAACCCCGCCGUGGUGUUUUGGCCUGUCGACCUUCUCUCCAAGGACUUCCCAGAUUCACGCAUUCUCGUGUUUGGAUAUGAUAGCAAGAUAACUAAAUACUCGGCUGGCGCAGUCAGUGAGAAUAGUGUCUUUUCACAUUCCAAAGAUCUUCUUUUUGCGCUUGCCCUGGAGAGGCCCCUCCAUCGUCCUCUGAUAUGUGUAGCUCACAGCCUCGGCGGCAUUAUUUUCAAGGAGAUGCUUUCGAGAUCUUCAUCAUCCACACGAUGUGAGCAUCAAAAUAUCCUUGAGUCGGUCGAAGCAGUUAUUUUCCUUGGCACACCACACCGCGGUAGUGUAGACAUUGCCGCUAAAGGGGAAGUAGCUCGGUCGCUGCUCAGUGCCUUAGGAGUAGCCACGACUCCAGUCAUUCUAGACUCCCUCGGCCUGAAGAACACAGAUCUGGAGAGAGCACAGGAGGAGUUUUCCCGGCUUUGGCAUACGAAUAACUUUCGGGUCAAGACUUUCCAAGAAGGGCUCAUUCUCCCCAAGUUGGGGAAGAAGGUUGUUCCUGAAUACUCCUCGCUCCUUGGAAAUCAUCGAGAACAUGCUGAGACACUGCAAGCUGAUCAUCUCGAGAUGUGUCGGUACUCAGGGAAAGACGACCCAAACUAUCGCAAAGUCGCUGGCGAGAUCCGCUCUACCUACCUUUUGAUUACGACAACUAACAAACUAGAGUCACUUGGACGCUGGGGAGAAAGGAACAGCCCAGUGCCGAGUGUUGGGGUGUCUCAACAUUCCGGGCACACUUUCCAGGAUCAAGCCGGUAAAGCAUGGCUCCAGUCAUUGUGGUUUCCAGCCAUCAAUAGACGCUACGAGACUUUGGGCAGCCCAGCUGACCAGACAUGUCAUUGGCUUUUUGAUGAUGAAAACUUUCAAGAUUGGCUAAACGGACGAAAUCAGGAAAGACAUCAAGGACUUAUCUGGAUAAAAGGUAAACCGGGCUCCGGAAAGUCAAUGUUGAUGGGAGAAGCGUUCCGUCGAGCAACCCGAAGACAAGCAGAAGCAUCAGUGCCAUCUCAAACAGCGGCGUUCUUCUUUAGCGGCAAAGGCGAUGAACUUGAACACUCAGUUGUCGGUCUUUUUCGGUCGUUGAUCUAUCAGCUUUGUUCCAAGAAUCCCCUUGUCAUGCAAUCUUUCCAAGAAAUUUGUGAUGCAAAGACCAAGACUGGGUGCUUCAUGGCAUCAGAAGUUAUUGCCUGGCAAGAAGCUGAACUCAAGGCAGCGCUAGAAAAGAUGAUUCUCCAGAAAAGAAGCAGCAAAUUAUCGAUCUUCGUCGAUGCUCUGGAUGAGUGUGACUCAGGCAAUGUGCGAGAUCUAGCUUACUUCUGGCGGAAGAUCACAAAGUCAGCCUUCGCUUCCGGGAUCGAUCUAAAAGUCUGUCUAUCGAGUCGGCAUUCCCCCUCUGUCACUGUGAGUGACUGCCCAGAAAUCAUCAUGGAACAACACAACGGCCACGACAUCUCGACAUAUCUAAAACAGAGGAUCGAGAUUGGAAUUGGCAUCCAAAACGCCCAAUGGCAAGUCUUGGAAGAGAAGAUCAGAGAAAGGUCAGAUGGCAUGUUCCUCUGGGUAGUCCUGGUGGUUGACGACUUGCUUCGAAGCUGGGACGAAGGCAGGAGUCUCGAAUACUUGACCAAGCGUGUUCAAAACACCCCGCAAGCUCUUGAGACUCUGUUCUCCGAGAUGUUGUCACAUUUCACACCCGGAAGGAAGAACAUCGCUGUGAAGAUAUUCCAGUGGGCUACCUUAUCCACAAAACCACUUCGUCUUCACGAGUGGCAUCACAUAAUGGGGUUUAUCAGGCAUCCUACACCAACGUCACUUGCUGAAUGGCGAGCAUCAGAUUACUUUACAGCAACCGAUGAGCAGCUGGUGAAACAGAUCAAUACUCUUUCUCUGGGACUGAUCGAGGUAACAGGGGCGAUCGAGGUCCCGCCGCAUGGCUCAGGCUCUGACGUGUCGUCAGUGGGUGUAGACGCGGGAUCGUUAACCCUUGAACACGGAGGUACUAGGAUCGUACAGGUAAUCCACGAGUCAGUACGAGACUUCUUCUUGAGAGGCAAUGGGUUCUCAGCGCUGGACCCGAGUUUCUCGACCCAUGCUAUUGGUCGUGGACACUUGUCUAUCAUGGCCACUUGUCUGGACUAUGUGAACAUCGGUGAGCUCGAUGCCUUGGUAAGGGCACGGCAACGACUUACCCAUCGAGGGAAGGACAAAAAUGAAGGAAAAAGGCCAGCUUCAUUAACGGACUCGAAUAGUGACUGCUCUCUCGGAUAUGAGGAGCGUCCACCACAAGGCACAAUCACUCUACCUCUACGUCGCAAGACUAUACCAGGGAAUGAUAGCAGACCAGAGAAAUCUAUAACAGGCUCCCCUGAGUCACACCCGUUCAUGGCAGUACAUCGAUGGCUAGAAGAGAGCAACACUUCUACUGAUGAGUCGGAUUUGCUAAUCGAUAUUCCACGGGCUCCAUUCUCGGAUGUCUCUGACAUACCCCGCUCCCAGAUUCUAGAGGACCACCCUGCGCUACUCUCGUAUGCUACAUUCGCAAUGUUUGAACACGCUCGCCUAGCUCCCGUCGACGGGGUUGAUAUAACUCCAAUUCUCGAUCGUCUUAAUGAUGAAAUAACAUGGGAUCGUUGGAAAUCGCUAAGAGAGGAUGUGUCGGAGGGAGUAGAACUGCUUGAUUUCUUGGAGGACUUAGGGCUUUUCUCAUGGAUCAGCGCUUUUCACGAUCGAUUCAGUCGUGGUCAAAAGAGACGAGGGAGUCCUCUUACAAAGGACCUCCCAGCAUCAACAAUUGAUACUCAAAGAUCUACUCUUUAUCCGAGUCAUCAGCUAUCGGGAGGUGAGACACGACGGAGUUCGCUUCCCGUGCCUCUUUCAAUACCCCAAGUUGAUCCUCAAGAACACCCUCCUCUAAUGUCCCGCCCAAGAUGGCGAGGCGAGAGCCCCCAAAGCCUUAACCGCGUACCCAGAAGACAAGUCAGUGUCGCCAGCUUCGGCUCUGCCAGUAGCCACGAUGGAUACGACCGAUUCUCCCCAAGACUCGAGAGUCCGAGGCCUGUUAAUUCCAAGGACUUCAGAGGGACACCUGUUAAUUCCCAAGACUUCGGAGGGACAAAGGUUAUAGGAUUCUUCGUGUGUGAAUGCUGCCCCAAGAAACCGAAAAAGUUUGAUACACCAGAAGAACUCGCAGCACACGAGUCUGAGAAACAAUUCGAGUGUUCAUACUGCGGCAAUAGAUUCAAGUCACAAGCGGAAGCAGAGAGGCAUCAGAACUCGCUGCAUAUUAGAAAACACUCUUGGUCCUGUUCAAACCUACCAGGCUACGACAGCGCCUUUCAGGAGUCAAGUCAGCAACCCAAAAAAUGUGACACAUGCGGAUUUUGUGGCGAUGACUUUCCACGUUCUGGUGCGGCCGGGAACGGGACCUAUCCUACAGAACAAGAUUGGGAUGAACGCAUAAGGCACUUGCAAGAGGUUCACAAGUUUAAGGAGUGCAACAGUACGAAGAAAUUUUACCGAGCGGAUCACUUUCGGCAGCAUUUGAAGCAUAGUCAUAUGGCUACUCGCGGGAAGUGGACGGAUAAAUUGGGGGAGUCAUGUCGUAAAAAGGAAAAAGAUUAA